CUUGCCUUUUCAGCUGGGAUCUGUCCAUUUGGCGUCUAUAAUAAAUGCAGUCAAGGGGCAGUCGCUUCUCGACACUCCCACAGGUCUUGUUUUUGAACAUCACCCUCACAAAAGCCAUUUCUCAUCAUGCCAAACCAACAGAAGAAAGUCAUUUUUUGCACGGCCGGGUUGUUAAGCUUCGUGUGUGCCCUCGGAGUGGUGACAGCCCUGGGGACACCCUUGUGGAUCAAGGCCACUUUCUUCUGCAAAACGGCGGCUCUGCUCGUCAAUGCCUCAGGCCAGGAGCUGGAUAAGUUCAUGGGUGAGAUGCAGUACGGGCUUUUCCAUGGAGAGGGCGUGAGGCAGUGUGGAUUAGGGGCAAGGCCCUUUCAGUUCUCAUUUUUCCCAAAUUUGCUGAAAGCAAUCCCAGUGAGCAUUCACGUCAAUGUCAUUCUCUUCUCCAUAAUCCUUAUUGUCCUGACCAUGGUGGGGACAGCGUUCUUCAUGUACAAUGCUUUUGGCAAGCCCUUCGAAACUCUGCAUGGUCCCCUAGGGUUGUAUCUUCUCAGCUUCAUUUCAGGCUCCUGCGGGUGUCUUGUCAUGAUUUUGUUUGCCUCUGAAGUGAAAAUCCACCACCUCUCAGAAAAAAUUGCAAAUUACAAAGAAGGGACUUACGCCUACAAGACACAAAGUGAAAAAUAUACCACCUCUUUCUGGGUAAUUUUCAUUUGCUUUUUUGUUCAUUUUUUGAAUGGGCUCCUAAUACGACUUGCUGGAUUUCAGUUCCCUUUUGCAAAAUCAAAAGACACAGAGACAACGAAUGUGGCUGCAGAUCUAAUGUACUGAAAGGCAAACAUUUCUGUAAUUUUCCAAGGGAGUGAGUGGACUUACUUUGGUCCUUGGAUAUAGCUAAUUUUGUCCUGCCUUUUAGAUGGCCCAGCUAAAGCACCUAAACCCUCAACGACAAUGUUUACAAAUUAUGUACUAAGGGUACAGGUUGGAAAAUAAGGGGAGCAGACGGAAGACUUUGGAAGGUUUUGUUACCUGGUGGAAAAUUGCUUUGCCCCAGUUGUCAAGGCAGCUGCCAGAAUGGACAAAUUGUUCUUCCACAUACAUAUCAACAUGCAAAAUGCCUGCUCCAUCAGGGAGGAAUCGAAAGGCAAGGGGAAUAUAUUUU
Molecule: messenger RNA, 1156 nt
Organism: Hipposideros armiger (great roundleaf bat)
Lineage: Eukaryota; Metazoa; Chordata; Mammalia; Chiroptera; Hipposideridae
Gene: CLRN1
Product: clarin 1
Exons: 3
Coding region: 127-825 (232 amino acids)
Biological process (GO): sensory perception of sound; equilibrioception
Source: RefSeq, a predicted model, not a curated record